Molecule: messenger RNA, 1371 nt
Organism: Metopolophium dirhodum (rose-grain aphid)
Lineage: Eukaryota; Metazoa; Arthropoda; Insecta; Hemiptera; Aphididae
Product: leucine-rich repeat-containing protein 28-like
Exons: 6
Coding region: 16-1251 (411 amino acids)
Molecular function (GO): protein binding
Source: RefSeq, a predicted model, not a curated record
UCACCCCUAAACAUUAUGAAUAUGUACUCGCUGAAAACACAAAACCGUGAUUUUAAAAUCAAUAUUUGGUCUAACACCAAUUUCAGUAACGCUGUCUAUUCUAAACCUUUAACAAAAAAUACUUGCGAAAAAUUUGUUUUUGACAUGCUCCGCAAAAUCACAACGAUGACGCUCGGCAUCGGUCAUAUCCUGCAUUGGAACGACAGAAAUCUCCUAGAGUUUCCUGAAGACUUGAAACGGAACAGGGACGUGGUGUAUCAGCUCUACAUAAAAAACAACUUCAUCGAAGUACUACCGGGAUGGAUUAACAGCUUGAAUAAAUUGACUCACAUCUACAUGGACAACAACAAACUGUCGACAUUCCCUGCGGAACUAUGCGAGUUGAAGGGACUGGAAGUGCUGUGCGCGCCUCGCAACUCCAUAACGGACAUACCUUCCGCACUGACGGCGCUCAAGCGACUGACGCAGCUGAACUUGUCACGCAAUCGAAUAAGAAACGUCCCUGGCGACGUUUUAAACAUGCCGUCUCUGUGGCUAUUGGACUUGUCUCACAACGAAAUCGAAACUCUGCCGGAAGUCUACCCAGACAGAUUGUAUUACGGUGAAAUAUUAUUGAACGGAAACAAGCUGAUCUCCGUGCCGGACAAUCUCAUUCGCCUGAAGAACAUCGAAUACUUAUCGCUGGCCCACAACAGGCUCAUAUACGCGCCUGCGGUAGCUUUCAGACCGGAAGCCAAUAUCAACAUAGACCAUAAUCCUAUUUUAAAUUACGUGCCGGCGACUAUUAAAGCAGAACAUUGCGGCACACAACAAUUUCUGGAAGCACACAUGUUGCCGAAUAUAACACUGACGUGCGACGGUCGCAAUCUGAUUUUAUCACCUAAAAUCAAAGAAGUGUUCAGUGUCCAAGGAAAUGCACAUUGCCCCACUUUGAAAGAAUUUGCACUCAGGGCGCUCUACGUUUGGAAGACGCCAUUUGCCAAAGAUAGUGUCCCCAAACAUUUGUGCGAACAAUUGUUGUCCGGUCCAGCUGCUUCCUGUAUGCAAUGCUUGAGACCGAUGUUCACAUUCAGCUAUAUGUGUUUAUUACAAUAUGAUUUCUUUUUCAGAUCACACACGCAUUUCAAUGCCCAAUAUUUUUGUUCUAAAUCGUGUCAUGGAGCAUUUAAACAAUUAAUAACAAAUCGUUACCAAAUGGUUUUACAAGAAUUGGAUUUUAAAAUUAAACCUUAUGGAUUUUUUCAAAGUUAAUUUUCAUUUUAUUACAUUUUGUUUAAUAUUGUCAUUAUUUUUAUUUACUCUUGAUGUUCCUAAUUUUACUGUUAUAUUUAUUAAUUUAUUGAAUUCCAAAUAAUAUAAUGAUUGUACGUA